UUUAAUAGCAGCAGGGUGUAUCUUCGCAUCAACUGGAACUUUCAACGCAGCAAUUUAUGGAUUCACUCGCAACAUUAUUAGUAUAAAAUUGUUCACAAAAGUUGAGGAAAACAGUAAUAAAGUAGAAAUUGAUAAAACUCUAACAAUUUCAAAACCUAUAUUACCUUACUUUGUACCACAAUUAUCUAACGCUAAUAACCGAUAUCACGAUUCUGAUUCGUCUUUCGAGGAUGAAAUUAUGUGGUGGUAUUAG
Ambispora leptoticha is the source of this 253-nucleotide messenger RNA. NCBI's taxonomy places the organism in Eukaryota, Fungi, Glomeromycota, Glomeromycetes, Archaeosporales, Ambisporaceae. The record is from the annotation of a GenBank genome assembly.